GGUGUAUAUUAAAAGAGGGUGUAAAACGAGUAUUUUGUGGUAUAAAUUGAUGGUAUUUAAGGCAAGACUUGAUGAUAAAAGUGUUAAAACUCAGCAAAAUAUAUCAAAGAUAAUUGAACUUAUUGAAAGAUCGAAAAGAUCAGUAGUUAUUACAGGGUCUAAUAUAAUGUAUGGUGGAGAGAAUGGGGGAUUUUAUUCAUCAGAUGGAGUUUAUAAAUUUGUUGAAAAGCGAUAUCCGAAUGUUAUGAUGAAGGCUAAGGAUUUACUUGAUUCAUUAAUGUUUCGUGAUGAGGUUUCUACGUCGAUAUUUUAUUCAUUUAUGAGUGAGUUACGUACGCUUAUUUUGUCAGCUAGACCGGCAAAUACGUAUAAGUUUUUAAAGAUUUUGAGGGAUAGAUCAUCAGUUUUAAAGUGUUAUACGGAAAACAUUGAUAAUUUAGGAUUACAAGAAGAAAUAAGUUCAAAAACGAAUGAUUUAAAAAAAAAUAAUGUAACAGAGUUUAAUGAUGAUAUUAAUAAAAUAAAAUGUAUGAUUUGUGGUGUAAAAUGUGAUUAUAGUGUAGAAAGAAUUGAACUUUUGAGAAAUGGUCAGGUACCAGAUAGGUUUGUAUGUGUAAAUGAUGAAAAGAAGAUAAAAAAGGAAAAAGGAGCUUUAAAAAUAGGUUUUUUACGUCCGGGUAUUGUAUUAUAUGGUAAUACGCACCCUAUUCAGGAUUUUUUGGGUGAAUUGACGGCAUCUGAUGUUAAAAAAUGGCCAGAUCUAUUGAUGAUUAUUGGAAUAUCACUUAAAUUUAUACCUAUUAAUUCUUUGAUCAAAGAUAUUUCAAAAAUUGUUCAUACGAAUGGAGGAAAAGUCAUUUUUGUCAAUCGUAUGGAACCAUCUAAUAAUGAAUGGAAAGGAAUUAUUGAUUGGUACGUCGAUGCUGAUUCUGAUGAAUGGAUUGAAGGACUUAAAGAAAGAAAAUUACCAAUGUUUACCUAUCAACCUAAAUCAUCUGCAUUUCCUAUUAAAAAAAGACGUUCAAAAAAAAAUGGAACUGAACAAAUAUUAUACGAAAUUUCUAAAGCCGUUUCUCCUGUAAUAUCUUUACUCAAAAAACCUUAUACGAGUUCUAGAAAAAAAAAAGUAUCUAAUCUCCCUAGAGUCAAUUUUUCUGUUCCUCCACCUAAAAUGGCACCUUUAGUUCUUACAAAAAAUAAAAUUCAUGUAGUCUGUGGAAAUAAAAAAAUAAGACCUUAAUUCAUUCUUCUUUAAAAUGGCUUUUUUUUGGUUUAUUUAC
Molecule: messenger RNA, 1280 nt
Organism: Pneumocystis carinii B80
Lineage: Eukaryota; Fungi; Ascomycota; Pneumocystomycetes; Pneumocystales; Pneumocystaceae
Exons: 5
Coding region: 50-1240 (396 amino acids)
Molecular function (GO): NAD+ binding
Source: RefSeq, a predicted model, not a curated record